Messenger RNA from Spodoptera litura, 2159 nucleotides. The record is from RefSeq and is a predicted model, not a curated record. Lineage: Eukaryota; Metazoa; Arthropoda; Insecta; Lepidoptera; Noctuidae.
GUUCAGCUUCAUAUUCCGUACUCUGAAUGCUAUUGUACAGAUACAUUAGGGGUUGUAUAGUUUGGAGGAGAGGGCAAGCGAGCUUAGUUCGCUUGCUGUUGGCGGGGAGAGCCAGGGUGGCUCUGGAACCCGUGGGGAAGCGUUGGAGUCGUCCAGCCAAACCCUCACACGGGCCUUAAGUCGGAGGAUGUCGGAAGCAGAGUCUGACUACUCUUCCGCAUCUGGCGCUUACUCAUUGCGCAGCUUGAGUUCACAGCGCCAAAAAAAGGGGACGUUUAAACGUCCCAGGUUGAAGGAGGGCGGGGAUCCGUCCUCCAACGAGCAGGAGGCUCCAGCCCCUAAGAUCCCUACGGCUGCGCGGGGUAGGGGUCGAAGAAAGGGCUGCGAGAGGCCGAUGGCCGCUACUCGGGCCGAGUCAGCUGAAGCUGACUCAUCAGAAUCUGGCGGCGAGGGCUCGGUAGGCGACCUUGGUGCCAUAAAUGGCGACCUUUGCAAGGUGGUCAAACAAACACUCCGGACGGUGGCUGAGCAGAAGUCCGAGAAGGGCCGAAACGGAGUGUUAAGGCAAGCGAAGGCAGCCAUUAUGAAAGCGGCUCGACAGUGUGGACUGCCUUCAGCGGCAGGGCAGCAGAUGGCCGCCUUGCAAAAAGAGCUGGGGGAGAUGCGCCGAGAAAUGAUCCGGCUGACAGCCUCCAAUGCGGCUAUGGAGGACGAGCUUCGGUCAGCCAAGGCCGAGCUCGCCGCUGCUCGCGAGGGUCGACCCCGAGCCUCGCAGCCAGUGGAGGCCGACAUAAUCGGCCUGGUGCGGCGGGAGAUGGCUGCGUUCCAGCAGCGUUUUGACGUGCUGGAGAGCAGGAUCCUCCGCCCCCCACUCGCAGGGAGUCAAGCAGCACCGCGCACAUUUGCGGCUGCGGCGGCUAUGCCGACUACUCCUGGUCGGUCCAGCGGUGUCCGGGCCCAACCGCCGGCGGCUUCGCCGGCGCAGGCUUCAGCUGAAACGGUGGUGAGGGCGCCAACAGUUCGUAGGCGUGGGGGCGCCGUGCCUGGGCCGUCUACUGCCCCAGCUGUGGAGCCUACCCGAACUUCGGGUUCCCCUGCCAGCGGCGGCGGAUGGCAGGUGGUCGGAGAGGCGAGGAGGGUCGCCAAGGAAGGGCGAAAGCGCCGAAAAAAGGAGCAGCGGCAGAGGCAGCGGCAGCGGCGCAAGGAAAAGCGCGCUGCGGCAAUGCUUGUCGCCCCUAAAACCGCGGCUGUAGUGAUAACUCUACAGCCGGACGCGGUCAAAAGAGGCGUGACAUAUGGCGACAUCCUCGCCAAACUGAAGCAGGCGGUAACUCCCGCGGAGUACGGGGCCCCUAACGGGUUCUCUUUGAAAGUGACGGCGACUGGAGCCCGUUUACUAGAGGUCCCCGGCGCGACCAGCGGUCCAACCGCUGACGCUCUAGCCGAAAGGCUCAGGGUGUGCCUUGGUGCAGACGAGGCUCGCGUGUCAAGGCCAACCAAGUGCCUGGAGUUGCGUAUAAUGGGCCUGGACGACUCCGUGACGGAGGAGGAGGUUGUGGCCGCUGUGGCCAGGACGGGUGAGUGCCCUGCAGAGCAGGUUAAGACCGGCACCAUCCGUCCAGAUAAUUCGGGGUUGCGAACGGUUGUAGUGAGCUGCCCCGUCUCAGCGGCCAAGAAAAUAAAGGAGGGUCGAAGGCUCCUGGUAGGCUGGGUCUCGGCGCAGGUCAAACUGCUCGAGGUCCGACCUAUAAGGUGUUUCCGCUGCCACGUAGGUGACCACGUGAGCGCUAGGUGCACCUCGGAGGUGGACCGCAGUGACUGCUGCUUCCGUUGCGGUCAGCCCGGUCACAGAGCCGGCUCGUGCUCUGCCCCGCUACACUGUCACGCAUGUGCGGCGGUUGGUAAGCCGGCCAAUCACCGGGUCGGGAGCAAGGCCUGUUCCCCUCCUGCCAAAUCCCGGGGCAAGGGUAGGCCCUCCGCUGUCCCCGUCAGUCCCGCCCCCGCCGCUGCAGUCGCCACUAAUGCCGUCGCCGCGGCCACCACUGGCUGUAAUGCCGUCAGGGAGGAGGCUGGGAUGGAUUGCCAAUAAUAGCUCCAUUCCGCCUCCUUCAGGCGAACAUCAACCACUGCGCCGCCGCUCAGGAUCUCCUGCUUCAGAG